Penaeus vannamei (Pacific white shrimp) is the source of this 1065-nucleotide messenger RNA. NCBI's taxonomy places the organism in Eukaryota, Metazoa, Arthropoda, Malacostraca, Decapoda, Penaeidae. The record is from RefSeq and is a predicted model, not a curated record.
UCCGCUCAGUGUCUCGCACGCGCUGGUGGUGACCGCACGUUCCCGGCAGACCGUUCCGCGUUCCUCCGUCCCACCCUCGCCUCCGCCACCGCAAGCCCCCGCUCGCUCGACCUCCCCCAUCGAAUUAGACGCACGCGCGCGCCCACCCCGCUCGGACGCCCGGCAGACGCGGACCAGCCAGUGAAAGUGGUCUUCGGAGGAAAACACAGCGCGCUCUCGGCCGUCCCAGGUCUCGUCCAGCUUCGCCCCGUCGAGAAAAGUGCCGUCGAUUCCGAGGGGAAGAUGACUUCCUUCGUCAGCGCCGUCGUCGCGUUGGGCCUCGCCUCCCUGGUCGCGGGAACGGAGUUCGCAUCGCAGUUGAGGAAAUGCAGCGUCGACAACAAGAAUGCUCUUAACACUUGUCUCAAACAGAUCAUGGAGGAUCUAAGGCCACGCACCAAGACAGGUAUCCCCGAGCUUGGCCUCCCUGUCCUGGAACCAAUGCAGAUCAACAACAUUGUCUUUCGCCAGGGAGACGGAGCUGUCAACGUGCAAGCCAAGUUCAUGCAAGUGAAAGUGCAAGGUCUCUCCAACUACACCACGUCUUAUGUGAACGCCGACCCGCAGGCACUGACACUGUCCGUGGGUCUCAUGGUGCCAGAACUCCGCGUGGCCGGACUCUAUGACCUUAAGGGUCAGGUCAUCGUCUUCCCCGUGACCGGAUCCGGACCUUCUGGACUAACCUCUACAACAUCGACGCCUCCGGAGUGGGGAAGCUCAGCGUGCAGCAGGGACCGGACGGCCAGGAGCGGCUCCGGGUAUCCGACACUCGCAUCAACUUCGACAUCCGGACAUUUCGCUCCACCUCAGCAACCUCUUCAAUGGCGAUCCUCUGCUGGGUGAGACCGUGAACCACUUCCUGAACCAGAACAGCCAAGAGGUCCUUCGCGACGUCAAGCCCGAAGUGUCACGUCAGCUCAACGUCCUCAUCCAGAGAGUGAUGAACGACGCGCUCUCCAGCUCCCCGUCAGCUCCUUCCUCAUCACGAACUGAGAGAGCUUUGGGUGCGAGAAGGAAGGAAGAGGG